Messenger RNA from Cucurbita maxima (winter squash), 1918 nucleotides. RefSeq lists its product as uncharacterized. Bases 1 to 1494 code for a protein of 497 amino acids. The transcript has 2 exons. The record is from RefSeq and is a predicted model, not a curated record. NCBI's taxonomy places the organism in Eukaryota, Viridiplantae, Streptophyta, Magnoliopsida, Cucurbitales, Cucurbitaceae.
AUGGCUUCUUGUAGCUUUCCUGAUGUCUAUUCCUGGAUACAGACCCUUCCACCCCUUUCUCAAUGGAAAACUUCUUCCAUUUCUACAUCCAUAUGCACUUCAACCUCAAACAGCUCCUCGCUCAAAAUUGUUGCUGCCAAAAACCUUCAUUCCCCAACCAUUACUCUCUCAAUUAUUGCAGAUUUCAGCUUUCCAAUCUCCCUGUGGACCUCAAAACCCUUGAAGACCAGCACCAAUUCCUCAAAUUUAUUCGAUGAAGAAACCAUGUCCACUCUCUUGCUUAAUUGUGUUCAUGAUGUUCUUUACUAUGGCUCAAACCAAAGAAAGAAUUCUAGCCAUUACUCUCUCAAACUCGAUAUCACUUCCAGCUCAAAAGACAUCUUCAAUCUCGCAUUUCUUACUCUCAUAUUCCUAAUCUGCAUCUAUGAAGCUCCCACCGAUCUCCGUUCAAAUUGUCUUAUGACUCUCAAGCAUCAUUUGGCAAAUUCUACGUCGAGGCAGAUAUCCAAGGUGCUUAUGAAACUGUUGGGGUCGAAUCUAGAAGAGCAAUGGAUGAGGUCGAUGAACCUUGCAAUCACCAACUGGGUAUUGGAGCUCAAGGCCAACGGCCGUACUUUAAAAACACCCUCACCUUUGUACUCUUAUUCAUUUUCAACGCAUGGGCUGUGGAAAGUUCAACUCUAUUGCCCCAUCAUUGCAAUGGAUAACAUCGAGAACUCCAGCAAUCCUUCAACAGAUGAAAGAUUGCAAUUUUCUUUAAAUUAUCACCAGCUUGAAGGGGUUCUGCAGUUCAAUUACCAGCUUGUGGUUCGAGAUAAGUGGAUUGAUAUGAGGGUACACGUUGAUAACAUAAGGUGCGACAUCAUCAGGCUUGUGAACGAGACUCUCUUAUCAGAACGUGGAGUUGGUGGAUCAGAAAAACAUUUUCCAUCACGAAUUUCACUGCAACUCACUCCAACUUCCCACACAAACAUAAUGAGUGUCUCAGUAAGCAAAUCUUCAAAUAACCCUCAAAUUGAGGUUGGAACUGAAAGAACCUUUGAAGCUGGAUUUGAACCCUCAACGCCUUACCCAGGCCUCAAAUUAUCAGUUGGGGAGACUGCAAUGGUGAGCUUGAAGCCAUGGAAAUUUGAGCAGUUCGUCCAUGGCAAUGCUGCAACCCUUAACUGGUACCUUCACGACAGUUCGGAUGGGAAAGAGGUGGCCUCCACCAAGCCAUCAAAACUUGCACUCAUAAACCCUAAAGCUUGGUUUCGGGACCGUUACUCGAGUGCUCACAGACCUUUUAACAAACAGGGAGGGGUCAUAUUCGCAGGCGAUGAGUAUGGAGAGAAUGUGUGGUGGAAGAUUGAUGGAAAGGCAAGAGGGAAAACUAUGGAGUGGGAGAUUAAAGGCUGGAUCUGGUUAACAUAUUGGCCAAACAAACAUAAGACAUUUUACACCGAAACCAAGAGGCUGGAAUUCAAAGAGAUUGUCCAUCUUUCAAUUCCUUAGCUCAUAAGAAAUCAUUGGAAAUAGAUAGAGACUAAUCGUCCGAGGUCUCUUUUCCACUUAUUAUCUUUCUAAGCAACAAACAAGGCAGGUCUAGAUUUUUAUACAUGCAAAUAAAAUUAAACUACACAUGGGAAUUUCUUCGUCAGUAAAAGUUUAUGUAGCUUCAUUGAUAAUUGUAUCUAGUUAAGUACAUUUUUACUUUAAACUUUUUAAUUUAUCUUUAAUUUUUUUUAUAUCAGAAACAAUUUCGUUAUUGUUACUAUUAUUAUAAAAUACUGAACUUUCAAUGAGAAAAAUGAAAUAACAAGCGUAUACAAAAAAGAAGCCUACAAAAAGGGGUUCAAAUUAAGCAAGACAAGGUCUAUCAAAUAGUUACAAAAAAAAGAAUCUUCAACUUUGAAAUCCAAAAAAAAAAAAAAAAAAA